Messenger RNA from Loa loa (African eye worm), 2481 nucleotides. RefSeq lists its product as hypothetical. The coding region runs from base 1 to 2481 and encodes 826 amino acids. Gene Ontology annotation, cellular component: membrane; intracellular membrane-bounded organelle. The transcript is spliced from 18 exons. The record is from RefSeq and is a predicted model, not a curated record. Gene Ontology annotation, molecular function: ATP hydrolysis activity; lipid carrier activity; ABC-type transporter activity. Lineage: Eukaryota; Metazoa; Nematoda; Chromadorea; Rhabditida; Onchocercidae. Gene Ontology annotation, biological process: transmembrane transport; lipid transport.
AUGGGCUUAUCACAAUGGAUUCUAUGGCUUUCUUAUUUGAUAAGUAAUCUUAUCAAACUAUCAGUAAAUGUAAUUGUUUUAUCCGUACUUUAUUAUGUUGUUACACCAAAAAGUGAUCCAACCAUAGCAUUCGUUUUAUUCACUCUUUACGCAUUCAAUGUGAUAUAUAUGGCAUUUGCUGUUUCAACCUUUCUUCAUUCAGGUGCUGCUGCAAUGCAAAUUAUACCAUUUAUAUGGGUGACACUGUAUGGUUGGCAUAUGCUCUUCAAUAUAAAAGAUUUAAUUUCACCUUUCUCACCUGCAAUCCGUUUACUGAACUCACUAAAUCCGGAUAUUGCUCUCACAUACGCAUUAGGUUUUAUGUGUCAACAUGAAACACUCGGCUCCGGAGCGUCUUGGUCUCAGUUAUUUACAAAUCCAACACCGGAUGAGCCCCUAACAUUGGGUCACUUCUUCCUGAUGCUUAUCAUUGAUGUUACUAUUCUUGCUAUCAUAACCUGGUAUGUUGAAGCAGUGAAUCCUGGCUUUGAUGGAGUACCACAGAAACCAUAUUUCUUCGUGCAACGAUCUUAUUGGUGUGGAACGAAUGAAAUUCAAAAUUCGAGUAAACAUCUCCGAUCUGUUUCCAAUGAUUCAUCAAACGUCGAUUCUUCAUUCAUUGAAACUGCACCAAAAACUUUACAUGCUACUGUGGAAAUCGUCGAUUUGUGCAAAACUUAUCAAAAACCAUUUCUGCAUAAACUUCUAUAUUGUAAUUUUACUAAGAAGAAAACAAAGGCUGUGAAUCAUUUGUAUACGAAAAUGUAUUCCGGUCAAAUAACAGUCUUAUUAGGACAAAAUGGUGCUGGCAAAAGUACCAUAUUUUCCAUUCUUACAGGUAUUCUACAACCAAGUAGCGGUACCGCCUAUAUUGAAGGUUAUGAUAUCCGGAAAGAAUUGCCAGAAAUUCAAACUCGGCUUGGAUUUUGUCCACAGUACAAUAUUAUUUUGGAUUGCUUGACAGUUAUAGAACAUCUCAAGUUCUUUUGCAAGUUAAAAGGACGUAAUUGGCAGGCGGAAGAAGCAAAUGACAUAUUACAUAGGCUUAAAAUUGACCAUAAAGCACAUGUUUAUGGACACUAUUUAUCCGGUGGUCAAAAGCGUAAAUUAUCUCUUGCAAUUGCGCUCAUUGGUUACUCUGAAGUUGUCUUAUUGGAUGAGCCAACUUCCGGGAUGGAUCCGGAUGCACGUCAUGAAACGUGGUCAUUACUUCAGGAAGAGAAGAAAAGGCGUACAAUACUGCUUACAACACAUUACAUGGAUGAAGCGGAUAUUUUAGGCGAUCGGAUAACAAUCGUAGCUUAUGGCGAGUUACAAUGUACUGCUGGUGAAUAUCGAUUAACGAUACUUUAUAAUGAGGAUAAGAAAGCAGAUGAUUAUGCUACGGUAGUAUUGAAAACUUUAGCUUUACUUCGUCAAUUCAUUCUUGGUGUGAUGAUUCAUUCAUCGAAUGGUUUUGAAGUUACCUUUUUGCUACCAGCAGAUCAGCGACAUAACUUUCCAAGCUUAUUUCAACAAUUGGAAGAAAGCACAGAUUUGCUUGGAAUCAGUACAUUUGGUGUAUCGGUGACAACAAUGGAAGAAGUUUUUUUGAGGGUAUGUCAACAUGCUGCUGAAAAAUUGCUGCCUAUACUUGACAACGACAUUCCAGAAGACAGGGAUCGUCAUUUUGAAGUUUCCGAAGUUAGAUAUGAAAAUCGAUUACAAGGUUAUUCAUAUCAUCUGCAACAUUUCCGAGCAAUGUUCUACAAACGUUUUGCAUAUUUCUUCCGAAAGCGCACAUUCUUCCUGCUUGAAUUAUUGUUCCCCGCCAUUUGUAUGUUACUUAUCAUGGAAGCCUGCAUGAUGAUACCAGUACCAAAAGAACAGCCUAGGCUUCCUAUCAACUUUCAACCCUAUUGUAGUGGUGGAACCAAUGCUAAUAUUAAUAUUAAAAAUACAACAGCUGCAUAUUUUCAAAGAAUCCUUCCAGAAGUAAUCCAAGAAGCAGCUUCUAUAAAUGCCAUGCACAAAUAUCCGUUCCAUUUGGCUGUCACAGAUGAUAUCACCAAAGAAUUGAUUGAAAAUUUGGAUCAACAAAAAGAUCGUAGCUUUGGUUUACAUAAUCCAGUCGCGUACAAUUAUUUUAGCGAUUUGUUUGCUCAUGAUUGGUUCAUCGCGAUGUUCAAUAAUUACGCACUACAUUCUCCUCCACUAGCGGUUAAUCUUGCCGAUAUAGCAAUUAUAAGUAAAAGUAUUCAACGAAAUAUUUCCAUACAGGUCAGCAACCAUCCAUUACCUCCAACAGCUACAGAUACUCUCAAAAGUCAAGAUGUCAUUAAUCAAGCAGCAUUGACAGUUGGUUUUGCAGCUAUCAUGUCAUUAAGCGCCGUAGUUGCAAGUUUCAUAAACUUCAUUAUAUAUGAAAGAACGACAAAAUCUAAACAUAUGCAGGUAUUGUAA